AUGGCGGUGAGCGCCCGAGCCGCGUCUCGUCCUCCACCCCUCGUUUUCUUGUUGUUGUUGAAUCGAGCCAUUCUUCACGCAAUUUUUCACCCGCACCCGAACCUCCGCGCGGUGCUGACGUCCCGAUUCGCUCCCAACCCGCAGAACUGGGCCGACGAAGACGCGAACCAUCUUCCGAGUAUCCCCCAGGGAUUCGGCGGGUUCCCCGGCUCCCCCGUGCGCGGGGGCGCCUUCCCGUCCGGACUGUCCCCGCCCGGUGGAGGAUUCUCGCCCCCCGGCGGCCUCGGCGGAGUGUUCCACCCGCCGCCCGGCAUGCCGGGCUUCGCCCCGGGACGGUCCCCGCCCAACUACUCGUUCGGCACCGGCGUGCCGAACGCCGCCAACGACGGACGCGGCCCACCCGGGGGCGGCUACCCGGGCGCGCCCGAUCCGCACUUCUCCGGUCCCCGAUCCCCGGGUUCCGGAAACUCCUUCCACUUCGGCGCCGGUCCAACCGGAGCGUCGCCCCCGCAACCGCACGCGUCCACCAACGGCGUCCCACCGAUCGGCUCGCCCCCGUCCCCGGGACGGGGCUACCAGGAGGCCCGCCCCGCGCGUCCCACGAUGCCCGUGCCAUCCUCCCCGCCCUUCACCGCCUUCGUCGGUAACUUUCCGUACGAGUGCCCGAGGGAGGAAGUCGUCGGUCUCUUCACCGCCAACGCGUGCGCGAUCGCCGACGUCCGCAUGGUCCGCAACAGGGAUACCGACCGACCGCGCGGGUACUUUCUCGAGUUCGAGGACAAGGCGAGCCUGGAGCGCGCGCUCACGUUCGACCAGUACAACAUGGGCGGGCGGCCCCUUCGCGUCAACGUCGCGGAGGGUAAGCCGGAUAGGCGCGAUAGGUUCGGCGGCGGCGGCGGCUUCGCCGACCGUUACAACGAACGCGACCGACGCGGGGGCGGCUUUGCCGACCGUUACAACGACGCCACCGGCGGCAAGCCGGGCGGAGGCGGGAGCUUCGGGCGAAGGGAGGGCGGCGCGGGCUACCAGGAGGCUCGCGGCGGCGGCGGCGGCGGCGGUCGCGGCGACAAGGCUUCGUUUACCGGCGGCGGCUACCACGCCCCGCGCGGCGGCGGCGGGGACCGCGGUCGCCGCUCGUUCGACCGCGACCCGGACGCGCCGCCGCCCGAGGGCAGGAAGAAGCUGGAGCUCAAGCCCAGGUCCGCCGACGCGGACGCGGCUCAGCCGUCGGCGCCCGCGUCCGGAUCCUCGUCCAAGCCCAACCCCUUCGGAUCGGCCAAGCCCGUCGAUACCACCGCGAAGAUCGCGGAGGCGGAGCGCAAGAUCCAGGAGGAGAAGGACCGCGUCAACGCAAAGGCGGGCGUCGCCGCGAAGGGCGAGGUUCCCGCGCCCAAGCCCCUCUCCAAAUCUGCGGUGCAGCCCGACGCCAAGCGCAAACCGAUCGUCUUGGCUCCCGAGGAGAACGCCAAGAUCGAAGCCACCAACGUUUUCGCGCUGCUGAACAUGGACGACGACGAGGACGGCGACGACACGGAGGCGGACGCCAAGGACGGCGACGGAGAGGAGGAAGCCAAGGAGGAGCUGUGA
Micromonas commoda is the source of this 1587-nucleotide messenger RNA. RefSeq lists its product with no specific name. Gene Ontology annotation, molecular function: RNA binding. The record is from RefSeq and is a predicted model, not a curated record. The transcript has a single exon. NCBI's taxonomy places the organism in Eukaryota, Viridiplantae, Chlorophyta, Mamiellophyceae, Mamiellales, Mamiellaceae. The coding region runs from base 1 to 1587 and encodes 528 amino acids.